GAUAUCAUGUUUUAUGCAAAGAAUUCCAUCAGUAGACCACGACGCCAUUUCUAGACUGAAGUUACUUAAAAAGAAGUUGGACUUUCCAGAGUAACACGAUAGGUGAACCGAGCCAGCACCAAAAAUGCCCCUGCUUGCUUUGAGCGUUAUGCUCCUUUGCAGUUUGGAUGCUGCUUUAAGUUCACCGGAUCAGUGGCUCGCACAAAUGAGGUAUUCGCGAUCAACAAGUGAUUCAAAGUGUUACAGUUUUACCGAUGGCCCCCUCAGUUUCUGCUCGAGGAGUGGUUACAACACUACGUUCAAAUACCCAGAAGAAUUGACGGAUUCAAUACUUAAAGGUGUCGCCAUGUAUGUCCAACAAGUGGUUUCGACUUUCGACAACUGUUCUAUGGAUGCCAUUGUAGGAGAAUCAUUAAUGUGCUCCUUCUUCAUCCCACACUGUAAGGGCGGAAAACGAAUUUACCCUUGCAAGCGGGUCUGCGGAGAGUUUUUGAAGAAAUGCUUGCAUAUGAUUCCUGCAAAUUUUGCAGAUUACCUCAUCGCGAUUUGUCAUAUGCUUCCAGAUAAAAAUGAUGAUCGGGAGUGUUUUGAGCCACCGAACUUCAAAACAAACGACAGUGUCAAAGGUCCCUUAGACCGGGGCUGUCAAGAACUGAUUCUUCCAGCAUGUAAGAAUCUUGGUGUGUCCAACCACACUCUCUUAUCAGUGGCGUUUCAGAAAACAUUGUAUGGGUUCCAAUACAAAAAGCCUUACCUUGCAGGAAACGUGGACCCAGGAUUUCCACCAAACGUGCAAGAAGUUUUAAAAAAGUAUCCUAAGUGUCAGGAAAAUAUCAAAAAGCUUUAUUGUGGAGAGCGUUUCCCACCAUGUUUCAAAGAGGAGGGGAAAGGAUUUUACUCCAUUUGUAAAUCGGUUUGCAGCGAAAUUCUUAGAGACUGUCCGAACUUUUUCAGAGAUGAUUUGCCAGAAGCCGAGUUUUGUGCCAUAUUGGGAACAGGAAAUACAAGUCAUGGAUACUGUAAGCGUACGGAGUGGCCGGCGCCAUUUAGUUGGAUACGCUAUGUUUCAGAGAGGACAUGGCAGUCCACGAAAGAAGCUCCAACUGAAAGCACCAAGUCAAAAGGUUCUAAAACAUGGGUGAUUGUGGUGGCUGUGUUAGCGGCAUUUGUCGUUGUAGGAAUGAUCAUAUUCGUGGCCUUGUAUAUGAAGUGGCGACGCGGUCCUCUGACCUCUGGGUACAAGAAACAAGAAAAUGAUACGAUGACUCUGGAGAAUUCAGUUGACCUCUGAAUGCCGACAUCACCUCGAGUAAUGCUUAGAGAACUUAGAAGUAAUAAGAAGACUUUUCACGAAUAUCAUAAUGCACCCUUGUCCAAAUAUAAGAAAUAAUAAGAAGCAAGUAAGCAAAUUUUGACGAUUUUGAAAUCUUCUGUAGCCGAUUAGUGUUUUUGCAGAGAAAUUACCGUAAAGACUCGCAGAUAAGCCGCACCUACGAUUUUGAUCGCAAAUUUUUGGAAAAAAGGUGCGGCUUAUCUACAAGUCUUUACGGUAUAUCAAUCUGUCAACUUAAAAAACUUGCCAAUUUUAAAAAUUAAACUUUUUUGUAAGACUAAACGAUUCAACGCCGAAAAGGGAGCGUCACUCACGUGCUCUGAUGGUACUAGGAUGCUUCUUGUUAAUUUUUCUCAAGAACUCGGCUGGAAAAGCAAGACAGGGAUGACGAGAUAUUCAUAGCGUGUAAGUAGGCCUCGUCACCAGCGCUGCGGGUCCCAGACACAAGCUUUUCCGCCCGCGGGAAGAUUGAGACGAGUCGGGGAGAGGUUUUCCGGAGGUCCGGCACUUAUUAAUUUUUAGGAGUGCUAGACCCCUUUCAGACCUCCCUCUCUCUCUCUCGCCGGCUUGCAAUGCUCAAGGCCUCUCACUAAAAUUCUUGCAGGCGAAGAAACGCUCGCGCCGAAACGCUGAAAAAAGAGGGCCUGUCUGUUGGAAAAGUAUUCAAUAAAUCAGUUAUCCAGUUGUUAUCCAACCCCUUGGAAGCAGACGAAUAAACUAAACAGUAGUGUAGUGACUUCUGCAUUGAAAAAAAAACAUUGUUUGUCUCGCUCACUUGUCUGGUGAAGACCAAUCUCAAGUUAUAUUUGAUGUGGUCAAUUGUGGCGAUGAAAGCAAAUACUCGUUUAAACAAUAUAAUUAAGGUAAUUUUAUUUAAAAGAAAAAAACCUUAAUGGACCCCCCUCUUAUGAUA
Molecule: messenger RNA, 2246 nt
Organism: Pocillopora verrucosa
Lineage: Eukaryota; Metazoa; Cnidaria; Anthozoa; Scleractinia; Pocilloporidae
Biological process (GO): smoothened signaling pathway; central nervous system development; commissural neuron axon guidance
Cellular component (GO): plasma membrane; dendrite; cilium
Molecular function (GO): patched binding
Source: RefSeq, a predicted model, not a curated record